Hyla sarda is the source of this 1352-nucleotide messenger RNA. RefSeq names its product syntaxin 5 (gene STX5). Gene Ontology annotation, molecular function: SNARE binding; SNAP receptor activity. Lineage: Eukaryota; Metazoa; Chordata; Amphibia; Anura; Hylidae. Gene Ontology annotation, cellular component: endomembrane system; Golgi membrane; SNARE complex. The coding region runs from base 173 to 1210 and encodes 345 amino acids. The record is from RefSeq and is a predicted model, not a curated record. The transcript is spliced from 11 exons. Gene Ontology annotation, biological process: intracellular protein transport; vesicle fusion; endoplasmic reticulum to Golgi vesicle-mediated transport.
UUCUAUACGUCAUCAGGCAGCGCCUUGAACUGCACAGGAACCAGUGACGCGUGAGUACGUGGCGCUGACGUCAGCGAAACCUCCGGCAUAGACUGUACCAGUAAGCGGCGGUGAUCGGCGAAACGGACGGAGAACUGUGACGGGCACAAUAUAGGAAUCUGGCCCAGGACCCAUGAACGCUCGUAAACGCCACGGUUCCCGAAACACUGAUAACGGAGUUUACGUAGGACCCCCACAGACACAGGUCCUGCCCUCCCAAGCCGUUCCAGAAGUUUUGCCUCCCCCUACUCUCGUCCCACCAGCCAAUAACAUGUCUUGCCGGGACCGCACCGCUGAGUUCAUGUCUGCUUGCAAGUCUUUGCGCGGACGCCAGAAUGGUAUACAGCUGUCCAAUCCAUCCCUCAGUGCUGUCAAACAGAGAAGCGAAUUCACUCUUAUGGCUAAGCGCAUUGGAAAGGACCUUAGUAACACAUUUACAAAAUUGGAAAAAUUGACGAUAUUGGCUAAAAGGAAGUCUCUUUUUGAUGACAAAGCUGUGGAAAUUGAGGAACUGACAUAUAUUAUUAAACAAGACAUAAAUAGUUUGAAUCAGCAGAUUGCGCAGUUGCAGUCCUUUGUGAGAGCUAGGGGCAGUCAGAGCGGACGGCAUCUCCAGACCCAUUCGAAUACUGUGGUUGUCUCCCUUCAGUCAAAACUGGCAACAAUGUCAAACGAUUUCAAGUCUGUAUUAGAAGUAAGAACAGAGAAUCUAAAACAGCAACGAAGCCGCAGAGAACAGUUCUCUCAGGGCCAGGUCUCCACUCUCCCUCUCCAUAACAAAAGCAUGGGGCCAUCAGUUCUCUUUCAAGACGAUUCCCGUAGAAAUGGCGAGGUGACAAUAGAGAUGGAUUCCAAAGUCAGUCAACAGUUGACGCUAAUAGAUGAGCAGGAUUCGUAUAUUCAGAGCCGAGCAAACACUAUGCAGAACAUAGAAUCCACCAUAGUGGAACUGGGCUCCAUCUUCCAACAGUUAGCUCACAUGGUUAAGGAGCAGGAGGAAACUAUACAAAGAAUUGAUGGGAACGUGGAAGACACGCAGCUGAACGUGGAAGCUGCACAUUCGGAGAUCCUGAAAUAUUUCCAGUCGGUCACAUCGAACCGAUGGCUCAUGAUAAAGAUCUUUCUCAUACUUAUUGUUUUCUUCAUAAUUUUUGUGGUCUUCUUGGCCUGAGACUUAAAUUCACAAAUCUAAAACUAUCAGCACACUCCAUGCUACCUCCAGAUUGCCCAGUUCCACAAAAAGAGGAAAGAGAAUGUAGGAGAUGGAGUCCAGCUCAAUGUGCAAGUAAAAUCCAGUUUAUUGGCAGACGAGU